Frankliniella occidentalis (western flower thrips) is the source of this 928-nucleotide messenger RNA. RefSeq names its product dolichyl-diphosphooligosaccharide--protein glycosyltransferase subunit DAD1 (gene Dad1). Gene Ontology annotation, cellular component: oligosaccharyltransferase complex; membrane. The record is from RefSeq and is a predicted model, not a curated record. Bases 117 to 455 code for a protein of 112 amino acids. Gene Ontology annotation, biological process: protein N-linked glycosylation. The transcript is spliced from 2 exons. NCBI's taxonomy places the organism in Eukaryota, Metazoa, Arthropoda, Insecta, Thysanoptera, Thripidae.
UCAUUUGUUUACAAUUUGUCAAGUUGUCACUUGCCACGGACGCAAAGCAGCCGGCUCGUAAUUUUAGGCGAAGAUUUUGCGAAUUCUCUUUCCUAUAUUCGUUUUAAAAGCCAAAGAUGGCUAAUUUAAGUUCAGUUCUUGCCAAAUUUUAUAAUGAAUAUACUGUCCACACACCUAAAAGGCUCAAAAUAAUUGACGCAUAUCUGCUUUAUGUGCUUCUCACUGGCAUUAUUCAGUUUGUGUAUUGCUGUCUAGUCGGAACAUUCCCUUUCAAUUCAUUCCUCAGUGGUUUCAUUUCAACUGUCAGCUGCUUCGUCCUAGGAGUGUGUUUGAGACUGCAAGUGAAUCCUGAAAACAAAAGUCAAUUUUACUCUGUUAGCCCUGAGAGAGCCUUUGCUGAUUUCAUUUUUGCCCAUGUUAUCCUGCAUUUAGUGGUGAUGAAUUUUAUUGGUUAAACUGAAGGUACGCACUUGGAAAUGUUUUUUGUUUUAUUUUAAAUUAUUAAUCUGAGAUCAAACAAUUCUCUGACAUAGUUUAUGUGUCAGGUUGAUCCAUUUGAAGAAUAUUCAUGUCAGGAUAUCGAAGAUCUCUGAACCCUAAAAAUCCGACUUCAGUGAUUUUCCCUAUCUGUUUUCAAUUAUGAGGCCCUGUUAAAUGCAGUCCGCUGUAUUCUUGAUAUCACUUUAAGUAUGUUCUUUUUCUGCACUAGAGGUGAUAAAGCAGUGUUACAUGUUUUCCAAAAAUGCAAGCUUUUCAUGUAUUGUAGAUUAUGUUUGUCUAAUUAUUAAGAAAUUUGUAUUAUAACAUUUCUAUGAAGAGUCUCAAGCUCAUGAAUCUUUGAACAAAUGUAAAAAUGCUUUACAAAGAGGCUGCAGCAUAAUAAUGUGAAGCUGUCCUGUUAAUUAAACAAACUGAAAGCUCAAAUAAA